AUGUGGAGGAGGAGAAAAUUUUUGUUGGGGGGGGGGUUGUGGGUUGGGGUUUGGUUGUUGUGUGGGGGGUGGGGUGGUUUAGUGUUGUUUUUUGUUGGGGUUUGUGUUGGGGUUUUUGAUUUUUUUGUUUGGGGGUUUUUGUUUGGUUUGGUGUGUUUUGUGUUUGGGUUUUUUGGGUUGUUUGGGGUUUGUGUUUGUGGUUGGGUUGGUUUGUGGGGGUUUGGUGUUUGGGUUUGUUUUGUGGUUGUUGGGGGGGUUUGGUGGUGUGGGGUUGUUUGGGGGGGGGUGUGGUGGUUUUGGUUUGUUGGGUGGUUGUGGUUGUUGGGUUUGGAGGGGGGGUUGUGUGGGGGUUGUGGGGGGGGUGUGUUUUUGUUGUUUUGUGUGGUUGUAUGUUGGGGGGGUGGGGUUUUGUGUUUUGUUUGGUGGUGUUGGGUUUUUGUGUUGGGUGUGUUGGGGGGGUUUGGGGUGGUGUUGUGGUUAUGGGGGGGUGUGGAGUGGAAAUGGGUUGGUUGUUGGGGUUUGUUUGUUUUGUGGGGGGGGGGUGUAGGGGGUUUUGAGGAUAUGAUGGUGGGGAGAGAAUGUAUAGGGUUGUGUGGAGGGAAGUUUGGUUGGAGGGGGGUAGUGUGGGGGGUAGGGGGGAUGAAGAUUGGAGAUAUGGGAGUGGUUGGGGUGGUGUGGGUUGGUUUGGGUGUUGGGGAUGGGGUUUUUGGGUGGUGUUGGUGUUGGGUGGUUGUUUUGGGGUUUUGUUUAGGGUUGAAUUUGGGUGAUUUGGUGAUUGUUGGGUUUGGGAAGGGUUUUUUGGGAGUUUUUGUGUUUAUUGUGGUGGUGGGUGGGUUGGUUUUUGUGGUUGUUGUUUUGUGUUGGGUUGUGGGGUGUGUGUGUUGUGGGUUGGGUGAUGGGGUUGGGGUUUUUGUAGUUGUGAGGAGUGGGUUGGUUUUGUGUUUUUUUUUGUUGGUUGGGGAUUGA
This is a messenger RNA of Knipowitschia caucasica, 966 nucleotides long. Lineage: Eukaryota; Metazoa; Chordata; Actinopteri; Gobiiformes; Gobiidae. The record is from the annotation of a GenBank genome assembly.